This is a messenger RNA of Helianthus annuus (common sunflower), 462 nucleotides long. RefSeq names its product extensin-like. NCBI's taxonomy places the organism in Eukaryota, Viridiplantae, Streptophyta, Magnoliopsida, Asterales, Asteraceae. The coding region runs from base 1 to 462 and encodes 153 amino acids. The record is from RefSeq and is a predicted model, not a curated record. The transcript is spliced from 2 exons.
AUGGAGAGUUUCGUCGAGCCUACGUCACAAAUACCGCCCAUCACCUCCACUAUUAGCCACCACCACCACCUGCCGUCAUCACCACCCGCCACCAACCUCCGCCGUCUACCACCACCACCACCGUCCUCCGCCACCCACCGCUACCGCCAUCGUAAACCACCGCCACCUCGACCACUAUCGCCGCCCUUCGCCGACCACCACCACCAUCCUCCGCUACCACCACCUGCUACCGUCAACCACUACCACCCACCGUCGUCGCCACCACCAUCAACCACCAUCGCUGCCACCUGCCACCGCAGACCACCGCCAACCCCAACCAUCGCCGCCACCGUCGCUAGCCGCUACCGAUCACCACCACCACCCAUCACGGAUUUAAUUCAUUCUUCUUUUCUUACCUACCAAACAACACAAGGUAAUGAUUUAUUCCUUUCCUACAUAACCAAACAAGACUACGGAAUGUAA